Aspergillus heteromorphus CBS 117.55 is the source of this 1239-nucleotide messenger RNA. RefSeq names its product glycosyltransferase family protein. Bases 217 to 1092 code for a protein of 291 amino acids. The transcript is spliced from 2 exons. Gene Ontology annotation, biological process: dolichol-linked oligosaccharide biosynthetic process. The record is from RefSeq and is a predicted model, not a curated record. Gene Ontology annotation, cellular component: UDP-N-acetylglucosamine transferase complex. Lineage: Eukaryota; Fungi; Ascomycota; Eurotiomycetes; Eurotiales; Aspergillaceae.
CUCUGUCCGGCUCCAUUCACUUCUCCCUCCCACAAUCCUUCUAUUCUCGCGCGUGGGACAAUCCCUCAAUACCAUGAAAGCUGUUGGCCCCUUUUAGGCGGGCUGCAACCUCCUCCCCGCAUCUCAUUCAUUCAUUCCUUCCCUCAUCCUCCCGUCGGCCAAGUGUUAUCAUCAAAAUCCAACAAUUCACACCUUCAACCCCAACACUCCCUAUUCAUGGAUUCCUGGAUCUCUUGGGCUGGCCUAUUCUGGGUCGCAGCCUUUGCUAUGGUGGCUGGCAUAUCCACAAUCAUUAUCGCCAUGCACGCCCUCGCCAAGUCCCAGAAUAGCCAGGUCCCCAAAUGGCGCCCGAAGAAUAGCCCCAUCCAUCUGCUCGUGGUUCUAGGAAGUGGCGGACACACGGCGGAGAUGUUCUCCAUGCUCCGGCGCAUGAAACUGGACCCCUCCAAGUAUACGUAUCGGACCUACCUCGUGAGCUCAGGGGACAACUUCAGCGCCGCGAAGGCAGUCGAGUUCGAAACCGCAUAUAUCAACAAGGUUGCCAAAGCCUCUGCUGCUGCUGCUGCUGCUGAUGCUGAAAAGAAAGACGAACAGCGGUCGACGGGCGCAUACACAAUCGUCACGGUUCCCCGCGCGCGUCGCGUGCAUCAAUCCUUCCUGACCGCUCCAUUUUCUACGAUCCAAUCCUUCUGGUCUUGUCUUCUGGUGCUACGAGGCCUCCACCCGGAUCAGCGACCCCUCACCGCACCCAUCCGUUCGCCGUAUCCCGACAUCAUCCUCACCAAUGGCCCUGCCACGGCGGUCUGUGUGAUUCUGGCUGCUCGGCUUCUUCGACUGUGCCACGCCUUCUGCGCGGUCCUUACAUUCAGGCGCCGUGCUGGGACGCAGACAGGGUCGGAAACCAAUGCACCUGACUUCCAGCUUCGCACGAUCUUCGUCGAGUCGUGGGCUCGGGUGACCACGUUGAGUCUCUCAGGGAAGCUCCUGUUGCCUUUUGCGGACCGGUUCCUCGUUCAGUGGCCGGCAUUAGAGGGGAAGAAAGCCUGGCCCGGCAUGAGAGAGACGGAAUACGCCGGUACGCUCGUGGAUUGAGGGUGCUAGAUUCUCGGUUCCUGUGUUAUUGUGUUUUCAUCUUCCGACUUCCGAUGUUUCUGUAUCUGUAGAUAAUGCAGACGUGAUGAUACCCCUGCAAGUACUCCAGCAAUAAUCAAGCCUCUUCAAAUGCAGGCAAACUCAAAG